AUGGUUUCUAGCAAGUCCAGCAAGGAAGACUUGGGCCAUGAGGCUCAGGCUACUCACAAUGCCUCACCUCAGGUUGGGGUUGCGCCGAACCCUGAUCCGGCGCUCGACUUUACACAUGAGCAUCAACACGCCCAUAUUCACCACCACGGCGCAGCUGCUCGUGACAAGGAGAAGCACGAUGAUGUCUUCUACACUACUGGCACAACCGACAAAGGCCGCGACCUACUAGAUGCUCCUUCUCAGGACUACGAGACCCACAAGCUCAAGGAAACACCCGUUGCCGAGAAGUCUUUGGACGAGGAGAGCGGCAACUAUGGAAUCACUCGCGAUGAGGAAGAGGCGAAGCACAACAGCAAGUGGCGGCGCUAUUGGAGAAUUAUUCGCCCCUUUGUGCCUCUUGGUAUCUGGGUCAUCAUGACUGGUUGGUGGGUCGUGAGUGUAGUCAGUGUCACCGUCUUUGGCAUGCCCAAUGGCCUUGGGUGGUUGAUUCCAUUCCUGCUCUGGCUUGCCAUAUCGCUCCGCGUGCUCACCCUCUGGGUGCCGAUUGCAUUCUUCUGGAGACCCGUCCGCUUCAUCUAUGAUCGCACUGCUUACAAGGUCUAUGAACUUACUCCGAAGAAAUGGCACCAACCCCUUGCUGCCGCCAUCACGGUCGUCGUCUUUUUGAUUGGCAGUUUCGUCCCGGAAGAGACUGGCGAAAACACGCGUGCCAACCGAGCGAUUUCCAUCUUUGGACUUAUCGUCAUGCUCGUCGUCCUUUACUUGACAUCGAUGAACCGGGCCAAGAUUCCGUGGCACACCGUCAUUGGUGGUAUGCUAUCGCAGUUUAUCAUCGCCAUUUUCGUCUUGCGUACGCAAGUAGGCUACGACAUUUUCUCCUUCAUCUCGUUCCUCGCCCGGACGCUGCUCGGUUUCGCCAACGAAGGUGUCACUUUCCUGUUCGACGACACCAUUCCCGACAUGCCUUGGUUCUUCACCAGCGUUAUCCCCCCCAUCAUCUUCUUCGUCUCCCUCGUCUCGCUGUUGUACCACUCGGGCGUUUUGCAGUGGUUCGUUGUCAAGUUUGCCUACUUCUUCUACUGGUCCCUGCGCGUUUCGGGUGCCGAGGCUGUCGUGGCUGCCGCGACCCCCUUUAUUGGACAGGGCGAGUCGGCCAUGUUGAUUCGACCAUUCGUGCCUCACUUGACCAAGGCCGAGAUUCACCAGGUCUUGACUUGUGGUUUUGCUACCAUUGCUGGCUCCGUCUUGAUUUCCUACAUCAACAUGGGUCUCAAUGCCCAAGUUCUAGUCUCGUCUUGUAUCAUGUCCAUCCCGGCCUCUCUGGCCAUUUCCAAAAUGAGGUACCCCGAGACCGAGGAAACCCUGACUUCCGGCCGCGUCGUUGUUCCUGAUGACGACGAGCACAAGGCCGCCAACGCUUUGCACGCCUUUGCCAACGGCGCCUGGUUGGGUCUCAAGAUUGCCGGUAUGAUCUCAACCACCCUGCUGUGUAUCAUUGCCUUUGUUGGUCUCAUCAAUGGUGUGCUUGGCUGGUGGGGCAAAUACCUGCAGAUUCUGGAUCCUCCGUUGACGCUUCAGCUCAUUCUCGGAUAUCUUCUCUAUCCGGUUGCAUGGCUGCUUGGUGUUCCUAAUCAGGAUCUUCGUACUGUUGGUGAGAUCAUUGGUAUCAAGAUCAUCACCAACGAGUUCGUUGCUUUUGCUACUCUGACCGCUGAAACCACUACUCUUACUACUCGUGGUCGUGUCAUUGCCACAUAUGCUUGCUGCGGAUUUGGAAACAUUGGAUCUCUUGGCAACCAGAUUGGUGUUCUUUCCCAGAUUGCACCCGGCAGAGUUGGUGAUGUAUCUCGGGUCGCUGUGAGCGCUUUGUUCUCUGGCAUUGUUGCGACACUGUCUUCGGCUUCCAUUGCUGGUAUGCUGUACACUGAUGCCAUUGCGCAAAACGUUUAG
Pestalotiopsis fici W106-1 is the source of this 1950-nucleotide messenger RNA. RefSeq lists its product as uncharacterized. Gene Ontology annotation, cellular component: membrane. Gene Ontology annotation, biological process: nucleoside transmembrane transport. NCBI's taxonomy places the organism in Eukaryota, Fungi, Ascomycota, Sordariomycetes, Amphisphaeriales, Sporocadaceae. The transcript has 3 exons. Bases 1 to 1950 code for a protein of 649 amino acids. Gene Ontology annotation, molecular function: symporter activity; nucleoside transmembrane transporter activity. The record is from RefSeq and is a predicted model, not a curated record.